Heteronotia binoei (common prickly gecko) is the source of this 1192-nucleotide messenger RNA. It is a transcript of the gene ATF1, whose product is annotated as activating transcription factor 1. The transcript has 8 exons. Gene Ontology annotation, molecular function: protein binding; DNA-binding transcription factor activity, RNA polymerase II-specific; RNA polymerase II cis-regulatory region sequence-specific DNA binding. The record is from RefSeq and is a predicted model, not a curated record. Bases 207 to 1142 code for a protein of 311 amino acids. Gene Ontology annotation, biological process: regulation of transcription by RNA polymerase II. Lineage: Eukaryota; Metazoa; Chordata; Lepidosauria; Squamata; Gekkonidae. Gene Ontology annotation, cellular component: ATF4-CREB1 transcription factor complex; nucleus.
UCUUGCUCUAGCCCUGGCCUCCGGCAAACUCUAUAGUCGCAACCCGCCCACCCCACGAGCGAGAGUGUGGCCCUGGCGGGGCCUGGUGUUGAGAAUGUUGACGGCCUCGGCGGCUCCGCUUUCCUGAGGCGCUGAGGGGUGGCGCCGUCUCCUUCGAUCGCCUUCGGGUGCCACGCGAAGCUGAGACGAAGCCUCUGAGGCUGACUAUGGAAGAAGUGCACAAAACCAGCAGUAGCAAUUCAGCAACAUCCCCACAAGCACCAUCUUUACAAGGUACCGCUCUACAAGCAGCUCAGCUUUCUCGUGUUUCUCAACAGAUGUCUCUUAGAGGUCCAGCUCCAGUGACAGUGGUACAGCUUCCUGGGGAUCAGGUCCAGGGAGUAAUUCAUACAGUCCAGAGCUCCUCUGUAAUUCACUCACCACAAGCGCAAUCAACACAGGUGUCUUUGUCGGAAAGUGAGGAUUCUCAAGAUUCUUCAGAUAGCAUAGGCUCUUCACAGAAAGCCAGAGGUAUCCUUGCACGCCGUCCAUCUUACAGAAAAAUCUUGAAUGAUCUUUCUUCUUCUGAAGACACACGGGAUAGGAAAGGAGAUGAAGUACAUCCUGGUGUCUCUACUAUCACAUCAAUGUCUGUUCCUACACCUGUUUACCAAACCAGCACCGGACAAUACAUUGCCAUUGCACCAAAUGGACCACUACAGCUAAGCAAUCCUGUUGCAGAAAAUGUGCAGGGUUUGCAGACAUUUACAAAUACUGGUGGAACUCCACUAUUACAGUAUGUGCAGACAUCUGAUGGUCAACAGAUACUUGUGCCCAGCAACCAAGUAGUAGUACAGACUGCUUCAGGAGAUAUGCAAACAUACCAGAUACGCAGUACACCAACCACUGCUUCCCUCCCACAGACGGUUGUGAUGACAACUCCGGUCUCCUUGACAUCUCAGUCAACCAAGACAGAUGAUCCACAGUUGAAAAGAGAAAUACGGCUAAUGAAGAACAGAGAAGCAGCCCGAGAAUGCCGUAGAAAGAAGAAAGAAUAUGUAAAAUGUCUUGAAAAUAGAGUUGCUGUCCUUGAAAACCAGAAUAAAACUCUAAUUGAAGAGCUAAAAACUUUGAAAGAUCUUUACUGCAACAAAAAUGUGUAGGAAAAAAGGAGGAAAGCAAGCCUUUUUUGUGAACAUCAGAAUUUCAGAGG